Molecule: messenger RNA, 1946 nt
Organism: Trichoplusia ni (cabbage looper)
Lineage: Eukaryota; Metazoa; Arthropoda; Insecta; Lepidoptera; Noctuidae
Exons: 3
Coding region: 236-1897 (553 amino acids)
Source: RefSeq, a predicted model, not a curated record
CAACAGAAUUAUGGCGGAAAAUGUAAACGUGCCGUAUUACACAUUAUAUAGGAGCAACGUGCAUAUUCUGUUAAAUGUAAUUCACUUUGAGUUAGGUCGCACGCCCACUGUACUACGAAACGUCUGUGAUAUAUAAGAACUAUUAAAAAAUUGUGUUUUAUAAAAAUUGUCGUCAAGAUUGUGAAGGUGUGAUUAUCUUGAAGAUAAACAAAUGACGUAGAACCAAUGGCAAGUGAUGAGUGAGUACUACAAAGAACAGCAUCCGUUGCUAUGUGAGGAGUUGUCUGAAGAGGAGCAAUACAGCCCUCGGUACCACCGUAGACUUCGGCCCAUGAGCUACAGGGGCCGUGCCCGGAACAACCUGAAAGGGGCCGCUUCUAUCAUAACCCGGUGGCCAGAUCAUUGGUCUUCCUUUCUAGUUUAUUGGUGGAUAGGACUCGGAAUGAUAAGCCUUACGACGUUUAUUGUUUAUAAUAGCCUGUUUGCAUUCUCAAUGUUACCAUCAGCUAACAUGAAACCAGCAGGCAACAUUAUAUUAGAUCCAAAAGACAAAACAUCACAAAAACCUUCUUUGUUACCAGAUGUGUAUAUGCACAUCUUCACUAGACAAAAUGAGGAAGUCGACUUCAACCAAUAUUUACCAAACAUUGAAGCAAUAUCGAACAAAUACGCCAAUUUCAAAUAUCACGUAAUCGUAGUAAUAAAUGAUACGAAUUUGGAUUGGCUGAGCGCUGAAGAGAAUAAUGAACUAGCAUUAAAUUCACUCUGGUCAAAGGAACCCAAGAAAGUAGUAACUACAAAGCCAAAUAUAGUCGUUGAAUAUAUAACACUCUCUGCAUACAUGGAAAAUUCCCCUUUAAGGAAAUAUUGGAAGACGUUGCCUCAUCAAUUGAUCGAGUUCUUAACACGAGCCAUCUCUAUAUGGGACAAAGGUGGUAUAACUUUUAACCCUAAUAUUUUGGCACCCAAACCUCAACAGACGCUUUAUACCGAAAAGUUACAUAAAUUGCUCAGCAAAUAUGCAAAUAGGAAUAAGGUACUUAGUGAUUAUAAAAUAGUAAACAAAAUAAAUAGAACGCCCAAGAAAGAAAAGAAAUUAAAUAAUAUUCAAGAUAUUAUUAAUGCUUUGGAAAACGAAGAAAAUCCAGUUAAUGUGCUUUCACAGCAAACACUUACGGAAGCUGAAAAUGUUAAGUCGCCAAUCAUCGCUAGAAAUGAACGCCAUAUCUUUUCUGCAACAGAAGCUGUAACGAAGAAUAGUACGGAGAAAAAUACAGAACUACUCAAUCACAUGCAACAACAUUCACGUAUUAAUUCGUACCCAAGCGAAGAUCCAAUUCAUACGAUACUAAAUAGCAAUACUGAUACAACUAGACCACUAGAUGUUAGUCGUAAUGCAACCAAGUUAAGUCUGCUGCCAUUAUUCCUAGAAUUUUUAUUUCAUAACAAACUCAGUGCUAAACCAAUUGCAACCGAGCCACCUAUAGCAAAUAGGACACGCAGGAAUGUAAUUGAAUUACCUAAAUCAGAGGACACUAGUGGUGCUUUAUCGACGCAUUCAAUGGAUAAGCCGGCAAAAAAAGUAGUCGAUACCUACAAACCAGUCAUUGUUUCUGCAGUAGGCAUUUAUAAUAAAUCGGAUUAUACUAAACCUAUUACAGAAAAGCCCAGUAAAGAUAUUGAUGACAGUAUGGAGAAAAAUCGAUUGACAAUAGAUUUGAAAGGUAAUAUCAUAGCAACUGACACAGCCUGCCAUGCGUUCUUAGGUACAGUAUUCAGUAAUGCAGUUCAUCACAGUCAAGAGGAAAGUGUAACAGAUUUUAUCAUUGCUGAGUUGACGAUUUUUUGUAAAGGACUUUUAUCUUCGUGUACGGGUAUUGACUUGAUUUUACUAUAAUAUUUCAUUAUUGUUAUUUUAGGAAAGUGUAUUAAAUUAUUUAUUUAUA